Messenger RNA from Dermochelys coriacea (leatherback sea turtle), 5314 nucleotides. It is a transcript of the gene MCF2, whose product is annotated as MCF.2 cell line derived transforming sequence. Gene Ontology annotation, molecular function: guanyl-nucleotide exchange factor activity; protein binding. Gene Ontology annotation, cellular component: cytoplasm. The record is from RefSeq and is a predicted model, not a curated record. The transcript has 27 exons. NCBI's taxonomy places the organism in Eukaryota, Metazoa, Chordata, Testudines, Dermochelyidae. The coding region runs from base 118 to 3048 and encodes 976 amino acids. Gene Ontology annotation, biological process: intracellular signal transduction; dendrite development.
CGGCGGCAGCAGCGUUGCGGGAGGCCGGCUUGCGGGCGGGGUUGGUCCGCCCCGCACGCCGCUCCGCCCCCCCCCCCCCGGCAAGAAGGCGACUGCCGCUGCGGGGGGGGGGCGGCGAUGGCCGAGGCGACCCCCGGCGGAGGCGUGCGGAGGCUCGGGAGCAAUGCGGCCUCCUUUCCUGGGAACCUGCAGCUAGUGAUGGUUCUACGUCCCACUGGGUUUUUCCAGCGCACUUUCACUGACAUUGGAUUUCGCUUCAGUCAGGAGGAUUUUCUACUCAAAUUACCGGUGGUUAUGCUGAGCUCAGUCAGUGAUUUGCUGAUGUAUAUUGAUGAGAAGCAGUUAACCCCGGAGUUCGGUGGCACCUUGGAAUAUUGUCAUAGCGAAUGGGUUAUCUUCAGAACUGCUAUUGAGAGUUUUGCACUAACAGUGAAGGAAAUUGCACAGAUGUUACAAUCUUUCGGCACAGAGCUGGCAGAAACAGAGCUACCAGAUGACACUUAUUCAAUUGAGCGCAUCCUGGCUUUGCGCACAGAAAAGUAUUGUCAGCUCAAGAGAGAUAUUACAGUAGUAACAAAAGAAGGAAACGUGCUGUUAAGUAGUUUAGAAGAGCCCAAUGCCAACGAACGUAGUCAGAAACAACACUGCGACAGGCCCGGAGACUGGGAAACUGUGAAUCGGUUACUUGCUCAGUUGCAUGAGAUGGAAACCGCUUUUGAUGGCUUCUGGGAAAAACAUCAACUAAAAAUGGAGCAGUAUUUACAACUGUGGAAGUUUGAGCAAAGUUUUCAUGAGCUCCAGACUGCCAUUGAAUUUUUAAUGGGUCAGCAAGCAGAACUGCCUGAUACUGGAGAUAGCGUGGCUCAGGUGAAACAAAGGCUCAAAGACUUGGGUAAUUUAGAUGGAAUGGCUCAGGACCUGGUAAGGAAAGUGCAGGUGGUGAUAUUACAUGGGCACCAGCUAGCGGCAAAUCAUCAUUAUGCACUCAGCUUAAUCUGUCAGCAGUGCAAUGAGCUGCGGCACCAUUCUGACAUCCUGUCAGAGGAGAUCAAAAGGAAGCAUGUACGGCUCCGAAUGACCUUAGAUCUGCACACCCGCCUGCAGCAGGCCCUCGAGUGCUGUGAUGAAGGGGCUAAUCUUCUAGCUAAUCAGCCAAUGGAUAAAUGCCAGUCUAAAGAAGGUGCUCGGAAAGCUCUUGAGGAUAUAGACAAAUUUCUUGAAAGUUCUUUGCUGUACUUAAACUAUGAUCCUCAAGUCCUGUGCUAUGACUUUGAAUCUGUUUUAACACCUGAAAUAAAGGACCAGAUACAGUCAGUCCAGAUCAAGCUUGAAAACGUUCGAACUAUGUUUGAGAAUCGGCAGACUUGCUUCAAAAAGCGGGUGGAUAAACAAGUCCGGCCUGUUCAGUUAGUAGCCCCUCGACCAGAAAACCCACCAAGAUCGAAAUCUCCUUUAUUCUCUCCCAAACACGGCAUGGAUUUUAAUUCCGGUUUAAAAUUUUCAUUUGACAUCUCUCUCCCUGGGAAGAAAACGUCAAGAAAAUCUCUCAACUCUCGUAAGAUUGAAGUAAUGCAUGACUAUCAAGAAAAAAGGAAUUCCUUGCAGUCUUUUAUUUCAGAAAGUGAAGACAACUUAGAUAUUCUAAAAAGCCAUGUCAUAAACGAGCUAAUAGAAACAGAGAGAGUGUACGUAGAGGAACUGUCCACUGUUCUAAUGGGUUACAGGGCUGAAAUGGAUAAUCCAGCGAUGGUCAUUCUCAUGCCGCCUGCCCUGAGAAACAGAGAGGAUGUUCUCUUUGGGAAUAUGCCAGAGAUAUAUGACUUCCAUAACAAAAUUUUCCUACACAAUCUGGAAAGCUGUAUUGGAGCACCAGAGCGAGUGGGGCUUUGUUUCCUGGAAAGGCGAGAAGAUUUUCAGAUGUAUGAGAAAUAUUGUCAGAACAAACCCCGGUCGGAAUCUCUGUGGAGGCAGUGUUCAGAAAGCACCUUCUUUCAAGAAUGCCAAAGAAAAUUAGAACACAGACUUGGGCUGGAUUCCUAUUUGCUCAAGCCAGUACAACGUUUGACAAAAUACCAGUUGCUUUUGAAGGAAUUGCUAAAAUACACCACAAGCUGUGAUGGAGUUAAAGAAUUGCAAGAAGCUUUGGUUGCAAUGUUGGAUUUACUAAAAUCAGUCAAUGACUCUAUGCAUCAGAUUUCAAUAACAGGAUAUGAUGGGGACUUGAGUGAACUUGGAAAAGUAUUGAUGCAAGGAUCGUUCAGUGUUUGGACAGGACACAGAAAAGGCCCUACAAAAAUGAAGGAGCUUGCCAGGUUCAAACCAAUGCAGAGGCACCUCUUCCUGUAUGAGAAAGCCCUGGUGUUUUGUAAGAAGAGAGAGGAGCAUGGAGAUGCGUAUGAUAAAACCUCCGCAUACAGUUUUAAGCAUUUUUUGAAAAUGAAUGCGGUUGGAAUCACUGAAAACGUGAAGGGGGAUCAUCGAAAAUUUGAGAUCUGGUACAGCGGACGAGAGGAGGUGUAUGUUGUGCAGGCCCCAACAGUAGAUGUGAAGAUGGCGUGGUUAAGUGAAAUGAGAAAAAUUUUGUUCAAGCAGCAGGAGCUUAUAAAAGGCCCUUAUUCAGCAAGCUACUUCAGCACCUGCCUCAUUUUAGUUGAGAAGAAACCAUACAGUUUGUUUACAGACCAGAUUCAACUUUCCCCUCAGCUGAGUGAUGGAAAGCAGCAUAGAGCCUCCAUAAGCUCCGAAGAAAAUGAUUCUGAACGCACCAGUCCUAUAAUGUUGGAUCGUAUCAGCUCAUCGCCACAGAACAAGCCAAAGCAAAGUUGGUCGAGAAUGUCACAAUCUGUGGAAAUCUGUGAAGGGCUUGAGGACUGGUCCAGCAACAGUUACCUUUCUAAUUGCUCAGACACAGAAGAAGAAGAUGGAAGCCAGUUGUCUCCAGGAAAAUAUAAAGCCCUAGCAGACUGCAAGAAAAGAGGAUCGGAGGACGUGCUGGUUAAAAACGGGGAUGUAAUUCAACUUUUGCAUGAGGACGGGGAAGGGCAAUGAAAGCAGACUUCACUUUUUUACACAUGGAUAUUCUCAUCCGCUUCAUGCAGUAGAUCUUUUGUUACUACGUAAAGAACAUUCGAGCGUCACAGCAAAAUAAAUGCAGAGAUGAUACUAUCCAACUGGUUGUGGAAGUCAACGGGCAGAGUACUGAAUUAAGUCAAAUUCUGUGGUCCUUGCUUGGACAAGACUCCCACUCAAGGUAGUGGGAGUUUGCUUUUAGUGAAGAUCACAGUUUUGAGGCAUUGUUGCAUUAUUACAGGAGCCAGUGUAUUCUUCGAAUAAGAUGCUCUAAUGUUCUCAUUCUUCAUUACUUUAUAGAUGCUGCCCUGUGUAACACAAGCAAGUUUAGUUCCCCCUGAGUUAUAGGUGAACUAGUAGCACCCUGUUUUUGAUGCUCCUUUGGAGACUUUGCACUAGGUGUUACAGAGAAACCGCACAAUAUCUGGAGUUACCCUGUACUAUUCAUCACAGUCACAGAAUUUCACAGCUUCAUCUGCACGGACCGGGACUGCAGUUUGUCACCGUCAUAAAUAGUUUGUCACGGUCAUAAAGGAAGACAUUGUUGGCUAUUUCAUUCUUUUUUCCCUAUGGAAAGCACUGUAUUUUAUUUUUGCCUGCUGUUUUUCCAUGCCAUCCAUUAAGUUCAUCAAAGAAGUAAAUCGACAGUGUCCUGACGCUUCAUUUAGAUACCUGAAAUUGAUUCGACAGAAUGAAAGCUUUACCCAUUUAUUUGUUGUGCUUGAUUGCAAAUGAAAGAGUUCAGUUUAGUAAACCAAAAAAAUAAAAAAGCCACAUUUUCUAGUUUACUUCAUUUUAUGGAAUGGGUUUAGAUAUAUUGCAGCUAUGUGAAUGUAAUGUACAAUAAGAUCAUCUUCUGGCUGGGUCAUAUGAUGAUGAUGCAAUAAUGCUAAAGAACUUCCUUUUGCACUGAAUAGCUGAUUCAAAGCCCAUUGUAGUCAAUAGAAGAAAUCAACAGGAGUCUAAUGGGCUGGGGGUCAGGUCCACUGACUGACAACUCAGGGUUGUCAAGAAUCACUUCGAGUUCCAAAGUGUUCCAGGGUAACAUCUGUAUCUAGCAAGUGUUGAAGUUUACAUGUAAUGUAUUGUCCUUUUGGAACGUGUGCCAUAACUAUAAGUUAAAUGUCCACAUUUGCACUACAGAUGUUCUUCUUAUAAGACGGUACUUGUCAGCAUCUUUACUGAUAACUUACCUUGUGAAUUUUUGGGGAAGAAAAAUUAAAAUGUUUCAUAAUUUAUUUUGUUUGUCUAGUUUUUCUUUUUGUAAUACAUAUGUACAGGUGGUUUGACUUUUAAACAGGGCUGUAUAAAGAUAAUUCUGAUUGCAUUGAAAACAGAGUUAGGGAUAUGCAUGCAAUAUUGAAGUUACACACUGUCUCAUUGGAUUGAAAUGUUUUAUACUCUGGAUUAAUGAGGAAUCCUUUUGAUGUGAAUUUGAUUUGUGAGCCAUGAAUUCUGAGUUAUAGUGUAAAGUUAUAUAAAACCUCAUUUUUAUUUUCCAGUGACCAUUUUUGUACAAAGGAAUUGCUGAGCUACUGUAUGACUGUCAUUGGAAUUGCAUGGUACAUUUCGUAGCAUGGUAGUACACCAAACUAAUGCUGUUUGGCACUUCUCUAACAAUAUUACUCAUCCAUCCUCAAAAAUAUGAAACUUGUACAGUAGAUCAGCUGCAUUUGAAUUAAGGAUCACUGCAAAUGCUAGAGAUCCCAAUCUUGUCCAAUUACUGGCAUUCUUAAUGAACAGAUUUUAAAUCAUCCAAAUACAUUUUUAUCUAUUUUAAAUAGGAUCACAAUGCACUUGUUAAGAGUAAAAAUAAGAUUCUGUUCAAUUACUAUUGGGGCUACUUAUAGUAGUAACAAUUCUUGUGGUAAAAAGUACACAUUUUGGAGGUACAAGAAUAAAUAGCAGUGUUGCAAUCAUAGCAUACAUUGCAUAUUAAAAUGGUUUUAAUUUUCUCUGUCUUCUAUAGUCUUGAAUCUAAGUUUUGACUAAUUGAUGAGACUGAUUAGUUCCGCAAAUCUGACUGUACAGUCUUAGACUUUUCACAUUUGGACCUUUGCACAAUAAAUGUUAUGUUACCUUAAGUAUAUGGAUUAAUGAGGGUGUUCAUGUAUAUGGUACUAUACAGCAGAGGGUUUUCUCUGUCUGUAAAUUUAAAUGAACUAUAUUGUAUAUGUACUUUUAAAAUGUGUUAAAUCUAUAUUUAAAAAAAUUUAAACAUUGUUAAAUAAAUUCAUAUGAGAAC